AUGUUACUACAAGACUCAGUGUUAUCGAUUGUGCGUGUUUCAUCCUUUCUUAAAACUAAUAAAGGUUGUCACUCCCGUUUUGAAGAAAGACCACCUAUUCAGCAGAAACAUAUUACAAUGAUUUAUUCCAUUUUGAGUUUAUUACUCGCUCUAAAUGCUAUAAGUACAAAUGGUCAAACUUUAUUUCAAAGUCAGGCAUUAACUCAACACAAUCUAUAUCGUCAAAAACAGUGUGCACCACCAUUAGCAUUCAAUCAAACAAUCGCGGAUAUAUCACAAGCAUGGGCAAAGAGCAUGAGUCAAACCAAUACAUUACAACAUAGUACAAAUAAAUUAAAUGGACAUAGUCUCGGGGAAAACAUCGGAUAUAUGUGUAGUAGUACACCAAGUGUUAUCAACGGUUCACAACCUACCGCCCAAUGGUAUAAUGAGAUAGCUCAAUAUAACUUUUCUAAUCCUGGCUAUUCAUCAGCUACCGGUCAUUUUACAGCUGUUGUAUGGGUGGCAACAAAAGUAUUCGGUAUUGGUAUCUCUCAAUCAAGCACGAAUAAAUGUUAUUAUUAUGUUGCUAAUUAUUAUCCAGCAGGGAACGAUAUCAGCAGUGUCACAAACUUCAUCCAAAAUGUUAAAAAACCACCAUGUUAA
Molecule: messenger RNA, 645 nt
Organism: Didymodactylos carnosus
Lineage: Eukaryota; Metazoa; Rotifera; Eurotatoria; Philodinida; Philodinidae
Source: the annotation of a GenBank genome assembly